AUGCAAGAUGGGGGAGUCAAAAGUAGCCCCCGUCACCAACCUGAUCCACUUUCCGUGUUCCGGGACGAGCGGACGACGGAUGCAAAAUAUCGAUGGAUCAGGAUGGCCCUCAAAAUUAGCCGACUGUCUCAAGACCACAAGGAAGACUCCGUCCAUCAUACUGUGUACACUACACAUUCCUCAUAUAAUGUCCGCCAACCCCCCGUCGGACAUUUUCGACUCGGCUCGAUUUGGGGAGCCCAGAUUUGGCCGCGCCGGACUCGACGGCCUUACAUGUUAUGUAAUGAGAGUGCAAACAUCUGGAAGAAACAUGCGGCUCGUCGAUUACAAUGUAUGCUUCUGGAAGUGGAAUCAUCAUCCUCAUCGCCGCGGUUCCCCUCAUUGUGUAUAUGGUCUUGCAAGCGCGUCUGGGCACAAACCAAAGCCCCGCUUGGCCGAGCGCCACCAGGGGUUUGGUUUGUGCCCAGAGGGCUUGAUCAUCUCAAUUCUGAGGGGGGCGGGACUUGGCACAUAGCCAAGCCCCACUGGGCCGAUUUCAAGCCCUGGGCACAUAGGAUCAUCGACUCGUCAACCAAGACCCAGCUUGGACAACACACCACCACCACCACCAGCUUCACAGAGGCUGGCUUCCAAUCAAAGGAAAAACAUGAGUGGUUGAAAUGCAAGGCUCCUGUGUACCAGUCCCAAUCAAUGAGCAAAAUCCGCUUUUUGGGGUUGAAGAUUCUGAUGUUCUCCUCAAAGUACAUCCUUAAUCAAGCUAUGCUUCGAGUCCGACCUGCUCGGCAAGGAGACCAACAAAAACGAUCAUGUGAGUAA
Messenger RNA from Puccinia graminis f. sp. tritici CRL 75-36-700-3, 816 nucleotides. RefSeq lists its product as uncharacterized. The record is from RefSeq and is a predicted model, not a curated record. The coding region runs from base 1 to 816 and encodes 271 amino acids. NCBI's taxonomy places the organism in Eukaryota, Fungi, Basidiomycota, Pucciniomycetes, Pucciniales, Pucciniaceae. The transcript is spliced from 2 exons.